Molecule: messenger RNA, 948 nt
Organism: Blumeria graminis f. sp. triticale
Lineage: Eukaryota; Fungi; Ascomycota; Leotiomycetes; Helotiales; Erysiphaceae
Source: the annotation of a GenBank genome assembly
AUGAAAACCCUAUAUUAUAUAUGCAAUUACCAGUCACUCUGGCAAAAAGUUGUGUUCCUCAUGUUAUUAAUCUCAGCUGAAGCGUUAAGGACUCUACAUGGAAGGAACGAAUCAAACAAGCCUGGAUAUAACUGUAUUCAUAAAAAAUAUCUAUUAGAAGAAGUUGAAGCAGCUCGUGAAGCAGCUUGUACAGGAUUCAUAUCAAAAAGGAUUCUGGCAAGACGUCCACUUGUUUAUUAUGAAGACAUUGAUGUCAACAAUAUGAUAUUUGGAUGGAGUCUUCCUCUAUCUCUACAAAAAGGUCCUAACGGUAAAUUAAGAAAAUUUCCAGACAAAAUCAUAUUUGACAAUAGAUGUGAAUUGAAAGAUGUUCUUUACUACAAUACUAAAUCACAUACAUAUGAUUCUUGCCACAAAGUACCUGAUGAUGUGCUAAACACGUCUUCCGAGAAGAAUCAAGCCCUCAAGAAGCCUUUCUUUCAAUGUGGAUCAAUAUCAUGGGAGCACGAAGAUAUUAAACAGUGGACUACUCAAAGCUUACCCAAAUCCCUUAAUAGGUUAGUUGAAAUGGAGCACACAUCUAAUAAAGUUAAUGGUCCAUGGAAAAAAGCUAUUUUAAAGAAAGAAAUAAUCAGAAGAAAUUUUAUGCAAAAUAUACCUUACGAAAUUAUACUAAAUAAACAAAAUGAGGUUAUUGGCGUGAUUGUAACACAUCAUAUAAGCCGAGUAUCGACAGUAUCCCCUUAUUUUAUUAAAGAUAUGAUUUAUAUGUCCACACGAAAAAAGAGCCGCGGAAAACAAACAAUCUGUCUUGAAUGCCACUUGGAUACAAAGUCUUCACUAGUUCCUCAAAAUCAAGAAUCCGGUCCGACAAACUCACGUAAGCGCAAGAAGCAAGCACAGCUAAGCUCCAGGAAAGAAAGAAGCAAUACGGACUCGGGCCAUUAG